AUGAAGAAGAGUAAAGAGAACGAAGAGCUGUGGGAAGAGAGGAAGAAACUAGUGAACGAAAUCCUAAAGGACUACACAUCAAACGUAAACGAAUGUCUCAAAAUUAAAGUAAAUUCUACCCAUAGUAUUAACACCAUUAUUGUCAACAGUAAAGGAAUUCUUAAUUUUUUUCAGGAUUUUUAUGAAUUAUUUCAUCAAAAUUCAUCAAACGCAAUUACAUAA
Messenger RNA from Theileria annulata, 222 nucleotides. RefSeq lists its product as uncharacterized. Lineage: Eukaryota; Apicomplexa; Aconoidasida; Piroplasmida; Theileriidae. The record is from RefSeq and is a predicted model, not a curated record. Bases 1 to 222 code for a protein of 73 amino acids. The transcript has a single exon.